This is a messenger RNA of Rhagoletis zephyria (snowberry fruit fly), 1149 nucleotides long. NCBI's taxonomy places the organism in Eukaryota, Metazoa, Arthropoda, Insecta, Diptera, Tephritidae. The record is from RefSeq and is a predicted model, not a curated record.
AUGCCCUGGUUCCACGGCAAGAUCACCCGAGAGGACGCCGAGGCGCUGCUCAUGCCUCGAGAGGACGGCCUCUUUCUGGUCCGCGAGAGCACCAACUUCCCCGGCGACUACGCCCUGUGCGUCUGCUUCAACGGCCGCGUGGAGCACUACCGGGUGAUCUACAAGGACAGCCAGCUGACCAUCGACGAGGAGGAGUACUUUGACACGCUGUCGAAGCUGGUCGAGCACUACUGCCUGGACGCGGACGGCCUCUGCACGAGGUUACGCAUCAACCACCACAAUCACACCCACAACCACAACCACAACAACAACAACAACAAUCACCUGCUGGACCCGAAGGCCUUCGAGGAGGCCGGCUGGGUGAUUCGCAUGAGCGAGCUGAAGCUGGGCGAGGUGCUGGGCAAGGGCGAGUUCGGCGACGUCGUCCUCGGCACCUACCGCGGCCAGAAGGUGGCCGUGAAGAAGCUGAAGGACUCCAACUGCAAGGCGGCCCAGGACUACCUGACGGAGGCCAGCCUCAUGACCAGUCUGCUGCAUCGGAACCUCGUCCAGCUGCUCGGCGUCGUCUUCGACGGGCCCACCAUCUGCGUCGUCACCGAGUUCAUGGCGAAAGGGUCGCUGGUCGAUUACCUGCGCAGCCGAGGUCGCCUCCAUGUCACCGCCCGCGACCAGAUCGCCUUCGCGGCGGACACCUGCGCCGGCAUGGCCUACCUCGAGUCCCGGCGCGUCAUCCACCGCGACCUGGCCGCCCGCAACGUGCUCAUCAGCGAGGAGGGCGUCGCCAAGGUGUGCGACUUUGGCCUGGCGAAGGACCCCUCGCUGGGCACCGAGGGCGGCAAGUUCCCCAUCAAGUGGACGGCGCCGGAGGCCCUGCGCUACUCUCGCUUCUCCAACAAGUCAGACAUGUGGAGCUUUGGCAUUCUCCUCUGGGAGAUCUACUCCUUUGGCCGGGUGCCCUAUCCGCGCAUUCAACUGGCAGAUGUGGUGAAGCACGUGGAGAAGGGCUACCGAAUGGAGGCGCCGGAGGGCUGUCCGCCGCCCAUCUACGAGAUCAUGACGCAGGCCUGGGAGAUCAGCCCGGAGAAGCGGCCCACCUUUGCCGCCGUCUCUGCCAAACUCAAUCACAUGAGGGAGAAUCACACUGACUAG